AUGGGUAGUCACUCCAAAAAAAGCGGCAAAGGCGGUGGCGGCGCGCAUGCGCGGCAGGCCCGGCAGCGGCAGCAGGGUCCGGUAAAGGUGCUCAAGAAGGACCUUGGCGUACCUGACCUGAAGGACGUGGCGCAGCGCCUGACGCAAACGGCACAACGUCGCACGCACAGCGUCUUGAGCAUUCCGCACAUGCACGGUGCCGAGGAGGCAGGUGGGUCUCGGCCAAGUAACAGCGGCGUAAGCGGCGGAGGCCUUCGCCUCGCCAACCUCAUGCGCGGCGGUGGCGCCUUCGGGAAGGGCAGCGUCUGCUCUCCGAUUCGCGGCAAGGCCCUGCAGCAGGUCGCUCAGAGCGCAGAGGACGCCGGUAAAGCCGAGUCGACCUUGGCGGACCGCCGUCGCGAGAUGCUGACGCUGGCGCUUCGCACCUCCGAGAAAGUGCAUGACUACGAGGCCCCAAUGCAGCUGUUUCGCCAGGACGGCGCCAGCGAGGGCUACGCGGAGGAGGACAACGUGUGGGUGGAGGAUAUGACGCGCCGCGGGCAGGAUCGCUCGCUGCAGCGUUUCUUCAAAGAGUUCCAUCGCGUCGUUGAGAAUUGCGAUGUACUAUUGCAGGUGCUGGAUGCCCGCGACCCGCUUGGCUGCCGACUUACGCAGCUGGAGAAGAACAUCCGCUCAACCUACGGCGAAGAGCGGAAGAAGAUAGUUGUGGUGCUGAACAAGGUGGACUUGCUGCCGUCGAAGGAGGUGCUGGAUGCGUGGAUCAACUACUUUGAGCAACAGGAGCAGCUCAUGUGCAUUCCGUUUGCAGCCAACGCCAAAGGUUCACUGGGGCAAACGUACGUCACGAACAUGUUUCGGCGGCUGCGCUCACUUGCCCGCAGCGGCGAGACGGGCGAGCGCAAAGCUAUCGUUGUUGGCGUGAUUGGAUACCCGAACGUUGGGAAGAGCUCCAUCAUUAACGCGCUAAAGCGCAAGCACGUUGUCGGCGUCGGCAACAUGCCCGGGUUCACGACGGGCAACACCGAGGUGGAGCUGCGGUCUGACAUCCGCGUGAUGGACUGCCCCGGCGUGGUCAGCCCCGGCGAGGACAGCGGCGACGUGGUUCUGCGCAACGCCAUUCGGGUUAGCGAGCUGGUAAAUCCGUUCUUGCCAGUGCAGCGACUCCUGCAGCGCUGCACGGCGGUGCAGCAGGCUGAUGACCACGACAACACCGACGUCACCGCCCACCAGGCGUUGCGCAACAGUGGGCUGCACCCAUUGGCUCUGUUCUACGGCAUUAGCCAGUUCCGCGAGAACGACGUGAUGGACUUCAUUGAACAAGUCGGGAUGCGUCGCGGACGACUCACACGCGGUGGCCAGGUGGACGAGGAGUCGACGGCGCGCAUGAUCCUUACAGACUGGAACGAUGGCCGCAUUCCGUACUACACAUAUCCACCUGCUGUAGACGAGCUUUUCCUGCGCAGCGACGACGCCUACCGCGCCGUCAACAGCAGCGGCUGCCUCAGUGGUGGCGCUGAGGAGAGUAGUACGCAGGCGGAGCUGGUGUCGGCAAAGGCGCGCGGCGUGACGCUGGACGGACUGCCCACGUUUCACCUUCACAUGAAUCUGAUCGAGCAGCAGCAGCACACAAAGAAGCGGUGGAAGCAGAGCGACGCACCCUAUGAUGACCCUGACGGCGACGAUGGGGACGAGACUCUCUAA
This is a messenger RNA of Leishmania mexicana MHOM/GT/2001/U1103, 1701 nucleotides long. RefSeq names its product putative GTPase protein. The transcript has a single exon. The record is from RefSeq and is a predicted model, not a curated record. Gene Ontology annotation, molecular function: GTP binding. Bases 1 to 1701 code for a protein of 566 amino acids. Gene Ontology annotation, cellular component: nucleolus. Lineage: Eukaryota; Euglenozoa; Kinetoplastea; Trypanosomatida; Trypanosomatidae.